Messenger RNA from Cydia splendana, 1738 nucleotides. RefSeq names its product protein transport protein Sec61 subunit alpha (gene Sec61alpha). The transcript has 10 exons. Gene Ontology annotation, cellular component: membrane; Sec61 translocon complex. Gene Ontology annotation, molecular function: transmembrane protein transporter activity; ribosome binding; signal sequence receptor activity. NCBI's taxonomy places the organism in Eukaryota, Metazoa, Arthropoda, Insecta, Lepidoptera, Tortricidae. Gene Ontology annotation, biological process: post-translational protein targeting to membrane, translocation; SRP-dependent cotranslational protein targeting to membrane, translocation. The record is from RefSeq and is a predicted model, not a curated record. Bases 155 to 1585 code for a protein of 476 amino acids.
CGUGUCAUUUGUAGACGGCUCGCUGGCGGCGUUGCGCACGCUCAUUUUCACGAAAGUCCAGUUGGAGUGUUACUAAUGAACAAAAGUUGAAUGGUUUUAGUCGAAUUUACCGGUUAAUAUUAUAGUUAGGAUAGUUAAAUCUCAAUAAUUCAAAAUGGGAAUCAAAUUCCUCGAAGUCAUAAAGCCGUUUUGCAGUAUAUUACCGGAAAUCGCAAAACCGGAGAGAAAGAUCCAAUUUCGGGAGAAAGUACUAUGGACGGCAAUUACACUGUUUAUUUUCUUAGUAUGCUGUCAGAUCCCCCUAUUCGGCAUCAUGUCGUCAGAUAGCGCGGAUCCCUUCUACUGGAUCCGUGUGAUCCUGGCGUCCAACAGAGGCACCCUCAUGGAACUCGGCAUCUCUCCGAUCGUCACGUCUGGUCUUAUCAUGCAGCUGCUUGCCGGUGCAAAGAUCAUUGAAGUUGGUGACACUCCAAAGGAUAGAGCACUCUUCAACGGGGCCCAGAAAUUAUUUGGCAUGGUGAUCACAGUGGGCCAAGCCAUCGUGUAUGUGAUGACCGGCAUGUACGGCGAGCCCAGCGAGAUCGGCGCCGGCGUGUGUCUGCUCAUCAUCAUCCAGCUGUUCGUCGCCGGUCUUAUUGUGCUGCUUCUGGACGAGCUGCUGCAGAAAGGAUAUGGUCUCGGAUCCGGUAUUUCUCUGUUCAUCGCCACCAACAUCUGUGAAACCAUUGUCUGGAAGGCCUUCUCACCUGCUACCGUCAACACUGGUCGCGGCACGGAGUUCGAGGGCGCCGUGAUCGCGCUGUUCCACCUGCUGGCCACGCGCCCCGACAAGGUGCGCGCGCUGCGCGAGGCCUUCUACCGCCAGAACCUGCCCAACCUCAUGAACCUGCUCGCCACCGUGCUCGUCUUCGCGAUAGUCAUAUACUUCCAGGGCUUCCGUGUAGACCUACCGAUCAAGUCUGCGCGCUACCGCGGCCAGUACUCCUCGUACCCGAUCAAACUCUUCUACACCUCCAACAUUCCUAUCAUUCUUCAGUCUGCGCUCGUCUCUAACCUCUACGUUAUCUCUCAGAUGUUGGCCGUGAAGUUCAGCGGCAACUUCCUGGUGAACCUGCUGGGCGUGUGGGCGGACGUGGGCGGCGGCGGGCCGGCGCGGGCGUACCCGGUGGGCGGGCUGUGCUACUACUUCAGCCCGCCGGAGUCGCUGGCGCACAUCGCGCACGACCCGCUGCACGCCGUGCUCUACAUCAUCUUCAUGCUGGGCUCCUGCGCCUUCUUCUCCAAGACCUGGAUCGACGUGUCCGGAUCCUCGGCUAAGGAUGUCGCCAAGCAGCUGAAAGAACAGCAGAUGGUGAUGCGCGGCCACCGCGACAACUCCAUGAUCCACGAGCUGAACCGCUACAUCCCGACGGCGGCGGCGUUCGGCGGGCUCUGCAUCGGCGCGCUGUCCGUGCUCGCCGACUUCCUCGGCGCCAUCGGCUCCGGCACCGGCAUCCUGCUCGCCGUCACUAUCAUCUACCAGUACUUCGAGAUCUUCGUCAAGGAGCAGGCCGAGAUGGGCGGCAUGAGCACGCUGCUCUUCUAAACUACUAAAUACAAUAUCGUCGGCGGCGACGCUGCAGUUUUAUUAGUUAUUACUCGGUAGCGCCGCCGUCGGCGCUCGUGUGCGCGACGCGUGUGUGGGUUAUGUGCUAUUUAUAUGAAAUGAACUUUAUAAUAAAAUAAUUUACGAGAAGUA